UUCACGAUCGUCUGUCUCGCUGAGUCUCUUUUUAACUUUCUUGUUCAGACGACUCAGGUUCACUGUCUCUCCGGAACACAUACGGCACGUCGCGCACCCAGAACCACGGGCACGCCGCACACUGACCCUGGCAACCCUCGAAAUGCGCGCACCCGAGAUGAGGAGAACCUUAGUUUAUUGAAGCUUGAGGAGUUGGAGGGAGCUAAAACCCGUCGGACUGCAACUACAAUACGUUUAGACACCGGCGCUAGGGCAUAG
Messenger RNA from Colletotrichum abscissum, 258 nucleotides. RefSeq lists its product as uncharacterized. The record is from RefSeq and is a predicted model, not a curated record. NCBI's taxonomy places the organism in Eukaryota, Fungi, Ascomycota, Sordariomycetes, Glomerellales, Glomerellaceae. The transcript has a single exon. The annotation marks the transcript as partial.